This is a messenger RNA of Aureobasidium uvarum, 1014 nucleotides long. The record is from the annotation of a GenBank genome assembly. NCBI's taxonomy places the organism in Eukaryota, Fungi, Ascomycota, Dothideomycetes, Dothideales, Saccotheciaceae.
AUGCCCAAAGAUACAGGAAAGGUCGGUUUGGCUCACAAUGCCAAAAAGAUCGCCACCAUGCAUGGCUUGUUGACAGUCGACGAACAAAGCCUGGAACAAGCGCUGCGCGCAUCCGCAAGGACAAUUGCUCCAACUCCAAUCGGCAAAGAUCGCAACGCACUCUACGCGUCCCACAAGCACCAAAUCCUGACCCAAUUUCAGGGCAAAUGGAACUGGUCUAAGGCGUCACAAAACUGGACUGAGAGCUCAAUUGCCAAGGUGCUCUCGAACUACCUNUUUGACUACAACAAGAAGCUGGGUGUAACCAAGACCGUGUCCAAGAAGAAGGUAGCAAAGAAAAUCGAUUCUUCAAAGCCAAAUCCCAGCGAGCCGACGCACGUAGUGCCUUACCUCAACGAAGACAGCCUCGUCAUACGCACCCGGGGACGUCCUCGCAAUCCUUUCAGCUUCGGAUCGGUCAACAAAAGAACACCAUCGCCCCGUGAUCAGCUCGUCAAAGGGCUUUCGGAGUCACCAUUCGAUAAGCCCACAAACCCCAGAAUCGACUCGGUACUCCCAUCUACUGAGCACAGUCCAAUAGAGUCUGAGGACCUAGAGCCCAUACCAAAGCUGGCUGAGACGAUCUUGGUUAUCAGACCGAGUUCCUCAGAUCCCUGGAACCGCAAGAUCGUUUCAUUCCCACUAUGGCGCUGUCAGAUUGCUGUGAAUGGAAAGGAUGCACCCCCAGAGUCGCUUGAGGAUUGGCGUGAUCUAUCAUACGCCGACUUUCUGCGUCAGCUCAAAGCCGAACAAGUGCUCGCUUCAGAGGAGAUGAUUGUUUGGGGACAGUUCGACCAAGUCAUCACCAGCGACCUGACCUUUGCGGGUGCCAUUCAGGAACAAAUUCAGGCGGCUCCGGACAACGGCUUGGCUCCUAACGAGGCUACAUUCAUGGUUGUUAGCAGUAAGUCUGUUGCUCUAAGUCCGGAAAUGUUAAUUGCUAAUAUCUGGUCAGAGUACAAGAUGACCGAGUAA